Dictyostelium discoideum AX4 is the source of this 681-nucleotide messenger RNA. RefSeq lists its product as hypothetical. Gene Ontology annotation, molecular function: transferase activity; acetyltransferase activity; acyltransferase activity, transferring groups other than amino-acyl groups. The record is from RefSeq and is a predicted model, not a curated record. NCBI's taxonomy places the organism in Eukaryota, Evosea, Eumycetozoa, Dictyosteliales, Dictyosteliaceae. The transcript has 2 exons. Bases 1 to 681 code for a protein of 226 amino acids.
AUGGAUUGUAUUACUACAGAUAAUAAAAAAGAUGAGUUAUAUUUAAUUAAAAGAGAAGAUAUGGAAAUAGUAUCAGAAAUAGCAGGUAAUUCAUUCAUUAAUGAUCCAUAUUUUAAAUAUAUGUUUUAUGAACUUGGAGAAGAGGAAAGACAUAGUUUUAUGUUUGAUAUGGAACGUGCAUUCGUAGAUCAAAUCGUAGAUUUCAAUGAAUGCUAUGCACUAGAUUCAUCAUUUAAUAGCAUAGCUUUUAUAUUACCACCAUCAAUAGGUUGGCCUGAAGAUAAAUGGGAUGAAUUCACUGAUUCUCAAAGAGAUUUAUUAUUAAAAAAAGGUUUAACUUUAACUCAUGAAAGAUUAUUAAAAUUAGAAGAUGUAAUUUCAAUUAGAUUUGAAGAAUUUGAUGCAUUAAAUUGUUAUUAUUUGGUUACAUUAGCUACAAAUAUUAAAUUUAGAAAACAAGGAUUAGCAUCAAAAUUAUUAAAUAAAUUAUUUGAAAAGUUUGAUCGUGAACAAAAGAGAUGUUAUAUUGAAUGUACAAAUGAUGUAAACUUACAAUUUUAUUUAAAUCAUGGAUUCACCAUUUUGGGUCAAGAAAAAUUACCAAAUGUUGGUAAUGUACCAAAUAAUGAUGUACCACAAAUUACUUUUAUGCAUAGAUUACCAAAAAAAAAGAUUGAAUAA